UUGAUCACAACAAAGUAAAUAAAAUUUCCAUUAAACUAAAUUACACCCUCGUGUUAAAAUAAAAAUUAAUAAUUUAAUAAUAAAAAAAAUAAUUAACAAUGUUCAUAAUUACCGUUAAUAAUUGUUGUAAUAAAUUAUUAAAAUAUAACAACACUAAUAAAUAAUGAAUCAAAUAAUAAAAUCAUUUUAUUUUAUGUUUAUUAUUUUUAUUCAUUUACAUCAAUGUCAAGCAAUAGACUGUUUCAAAUGUAUGUCAGUUGGUGGUGACAAUAAAGAGUGUGACGACCCUUUUCAUAACAACGGAUCAAUUGGUUUUUUAGAAUCACCGUGUUUAAGUGGUCGUAAAGGACGUGAUGGUCUUUUUCCGGCUACUUCUUGUAUCAAACUUUCAGGAUUUUAUUAUGAUACUGGAGUUUCAUUAACAAUUAGAACAUGUGCAUUAGAUAGUGGAACACUUACAACUGAUUCUGAAAUAGUGCGAAUGUCACAUUGUGGUGGUUUUUAUUUCGCUGAUAAAUACGUUCGCGGCUGUGUUCAAUCCUGUAAUGACGUUGACGCUUGCAACUCUUCUAUAUCAAUAACCAAAAUAAAUAUCUCUCAUUACUUAAUAUUCAUCAUAAUAAUACAAUUUUUAUAUAAAAACUUAUAAUGCUGUACGCUUAAAAUAAUGUAAUUAUUAUAAAAAAAUUAUGUCAUCAAAAUAAUCAAUUAACUAUUUUUUAUAAUAAUUAUGAGCUGAGCACUGCCUUAAAUUAAAUUUGUUAAAGUCACAAUAAAGCUUCUUUAAAAAUCGCAAAGAAAUUU
This is a messenger RNA of Microplitis mediator, 804 nucleotides long. RefSeq lists its product as uncharacterized. The coding region runs from base 164 to 649 and encodes 161 amino acids. Lineage: Eukaryota; Metazoa; Arthropoda; Insecta; Hymenoptera; Braconidae. The record is from RefSeq and is a predicted model, not a curated record. The transcript has 4 exons.